Molecule: messenger RNA, 920 nt
Organism: Pseudophryne corroboree (corroboree frog)
Lineage: Eukaryota; Metazoa; Chordata; Amphibia; Anura; Myobatrachidae
Gene: ALKAL1
Product: ALK and LTK ligand 1
Exons: 6
Coding region: 195-689 (164 amino acids)
Biological process (GO): positive regulation of ERK5 cascade; positive regulation of ERK1 and ERK2 cascade
Molecular function (GO): receptor tyrosine kinase binding; receptor signaling protein tyrosine kinase activator activity
Source: RefSeq, a predicted model, not a curated record
ACCCACAGCUGCGGGACACCCACAGCUGCGGGACACUCACAGCACUUUGACUUUUUCUGUCUUUGGUUUAUGCUGAGCUACUUUUUUCCCCCAUACUGGUUUGUAGUUACAAGUUUUACCAGGGACAAGCAGGGUCCCGAGUUGGCCACCGAAUGCCAUGGCAAGCCUGAGGAUGAUGAGGCGCAGGACAUAGCAUGUGUGACAGUUGUUUUGCUCUCUUUCCCAGGAGCACAGAGGGAGAGAUGCUGAGGAAAUGGCAGGCAGUACUGGCCAUCGCCUUCCUGCUGGUCACAUCUUCCGUCCAGGGCAUCAGUGAGCUGCAUUCCGGCGAGAGGAGGACGCUCUUGGAUCUCCUAGUGCAGGUCAUUGGGGACAGUAGCGCUAGCAGAGAGAGUGAAAGAGUCAUUACUAGGCGGUACAGCGAGGGAGCCGCUUACUCUGCGGAGCCAGCCGCUUUCACACGCACCAACAGCAAGAGACCCUCAGAAUUAUUUUCCAGAGAUUCUAAUCUUAAAGAAAAGUUCAUAAAUCAUUUUACAGCGGGUCCAGCUAUAUACUCAACAGAGUGCAGCAAGCAAGUCCAUCGACUCUACCAUAAUACAAAAGACUGUACAACACCAGCAUUAUAUAAAAGAUGUGCAAAGCUGCUAACAAGGCUGUUUAGAAACCGGGUAUGCUCACAGCCCUAGGAAGCUGAUAUCUAGAACUCUGAUUUGCCAAGAAUGUGCCUUGAAAUCGGACGUCUAUACCAUGAUGAUAUGAGUUGCUGUUUUCAUCUUUUUCUUUAUGUUGAACAUUCCAUAGUCAUGUGAAUAAAACAUUUUUAACACAUUGCCCAGGGCCGAAGAAAUUUAACUAUUUAUUUAAAUACAUUGUAUAUAAUAUUUACUAAUAAUAUACUAAAUAUAUGUAAUAACCAC